GAUUCCCCAGGUCUGGCUGCAGUGUUGACUGAUGAGUGUGGAGCUGUGGACUCGCUCGGCUCUUUAACGUACAUUUCCUCUGUUUGGUGCUCGGUGGUUCCACGGGACAUUUCCCCCGGAGGUGAACGUUACGCGGUCCAUGAUGUCUGUGGCCGGGCUGAAGAAACAGUUCCACAAAGCCAGUCAGCUACUCAGUGAGAAGAUCAGUGGGGCAGAGGGGACAAAACUGGACGAUGACUUCAUGGAGAUGGAAAGGAAAAUUGAGGUGACCAACAAGUCAGUGUUUGACCUCUUGUCCAAAACAACAGAGUACCUCCAGCCUAACCCAGCCUCUCGAGCCAAACUAAACAUGCUGACAACAGUGUCUAAGAUCCGAGGGCAGGUGAAGACCACCGGCUACCCUCAGACUGAAGGCCUGCUGGGAGACUGCAUGCUGCGCUAUGGUCAUGAACUGGGAGAGGACUCCGUGUUUGGCUGUGCUCUGCUGGACAUGGGUGAGGCCAUGAGACAGAUGGCAGAUGUGAAGGACUCCCUGGACAUAAACGUCAAACAAAACUUUAUUGACCCCAUGCAGAAUCUACAGGACAAGGACCUGAAAGAGAUCACGCACCACCUGAAGAAGCUGGAGGGCCGCCGGUUAGACUUUGACUAUAAGAAGAAGCGUCGGGGGAAAAUCCCUGAUGAGGAGAUCCGACAGGCUGUGGAGAAGUUUGAUGAGAGCAAAGAGCUGGCUGAGAGGAGCAUGUUCAACUUCCUGGAGAAUGAUGUGGAGCAGGUGAGCCAGCUGUCAUCACUGAUCGAGGCGGCCUUAGAGUACCACCGGCAGUCAUGUGAAAUCCUGGAGGAGCUGAGUGGAAAGCUGCAGAAGCGGAUAUCAACAGCCAACUGCCGUCCCAAGAGAGAGUUCAAGCCAAAGGUGAUAAGGAGCAACACCAACACUCUGGACAACAGUCAGCACAACGGCUUGUCCUACAGCUCCUCACUUAAAUCCACCGAUAUCCAGAUCAACCACACAGUUAAUGGGAAAAUUGAUCAUAUAACCACUGUACCACUGUCAUGGCCUGACAGCCCCACUACCAAUGGCAAUCUGCACCAGUCGGAGGUGCUUGACCAGCCGUGCUGUCGCGCCCUCUACCACUUCGAGCCAGAGAAUGAGGGCGAGCUUGGCUUCAAAGAGGGUGACAUCAUCAUCCUCACAAACCAGAUAGAUGAGAACUGGUAUGAGGGCAUGAUCAGUGGCGAUUCUGGCUUCUUUCCCAUCAACUACGUAGAGGUCAUCGUCUCCCUCCCUCAGUGAAGCCCGGCACCCCCGAGUCCUUUACAGACUCCGUCUUGCCUCAUCACGUUCAGCCUCCGUCCUCAGCUCGACUCUGACCAGAACAUGUACAGAGCUGGAUCAACCUGAAGCUGAAGGGAACAUUUUGUCUUCUGAUUUUCAUUCUGAGCGGGAGAGCUAGUAGGUCUGUCCCAAGCCAACGUAAGAUCAGAUGACGUUAAAUAUUUUAGUUUUUAAUAUUCACGAGACUGAAACCAAGUGAAAUUCAAGCCAUUAAGUGCGACACUCUGCCUGGUGGGAUCUGUUGUGUCCUUCAGGUCUGACUGAGGUCAAGGUGUCAAGCUGUUGUCAGACCCUGUCGUCCCUCCCAUGAGUCCCUCAGGUGAGAGAAGUUCAUCGCACUGGGCUGUCUGCCUGCCUUUGCUUGAAGUGCACCAGUGGAAACCAUGACUGUAUCGUUUAACCACUACAUGAAAGGCUUUAUUGCUUUUAUGUUAUAGUCACAUUAGGAACAUCAUAUACAUUCCAGGAUUUUAAUCCCAUUUUAGUUUUCCAAUUUUAAAAGGUUGGUGUUUGCAUGACAAAUCCACUCAUAGUGACAGUGUGAAGUGUCGUGGACACACACAGCUAACAUCCUACAGUACAGACUGAGUCCAAUGACUGAAGUGGUUAGACAGAUCAGAUCAGUUUGAUCAUCACAAUUACCCAGAUUGUUUUAUUUGUCUACAUCUUGAUUGUUUCUGAGAUUUAUGCCUUCUUCCACAUACAAUGCAGGACAAUGAAUAUCACAACUAAAAGAAAUUAAGAAGAUAUGAUUUGUUUUAAUGUGGGUGAACAAGGCCCUUUAAAAAAGGGUAUGUGAGUUGAAGGCUGCCCUGUAUGUAAAAAAGAGUGCAAACAUAAUAGAUACAAAUAAAUAUAUAUAUUGUUGCCCAGUGCCCAAUGAGAUGCCAGUAUGGCUGCCGGAGUCCCACAUUUCCCUGAUCUUGUUUUGUAUUUUGAGAAGCAUUUUAUGUUCAGUAUUAUUGUCCAUACACAAGCCUAAUUUUACUGUUCAGGAUGCCUUGAGAGCACUUGGCAGACACAGGGCUGAGUUACCUGUUCUCAUGAAGCUAGUUGGUGAGAUCAGGAAUGCGUUGACACUGCUUUAAAUCAGUCUAAUGUGAGAACAGAACAGAUGAUCAAACAGGUUUUAAAGAUCCAAUCAAUAUUUUUAUAUCAACAAUUGGUCAAACGACAACUCAUGACCCCACAGAGAAUUAUCACUAUCACUUGCAGUUCCCUUCAGCUCAAUAACAUGUUAAAGCAUCUUUUAAUUCCUUAAUAACAUAACGUGUCUUAUCUGUGUGAGGUUCAGAAAGUUUGGGAGUUCUCUUCUCAAGUAGCCAAAUAAAAUUGGUUCAAUGCUGCGUUAAACAAAUAUAUAACCAAAUAGGACAACCAAACAUUCUAGGAAGAGAAAAUGAAGGAUUCGGGGAGAAUAAUCACCCGCACUCUCAGUUGUAAACUUUGACUUGCAGUUUUGGAGUACAAACUUUUAAUUUUACCUCCAAAUAAUCAGUAUCUUGUUUACGGCCCGUCUCGUUGUCUGAUAGCUAGUUCUUGACCUCGGACUUAGUGGCAGCGGUGUUCCCAUGCUCCCAGAUCUGAGUAGCUACAAAGUUACAUGUAAGUUUAACAGAGAGAAAAGAUCAACAAUCAUGAAUACAACACCCACUGAACCAAAAUUAUCCUGUAAAAUGUGGAUUUAAAACAACAUUUGAUGUGUGCUGUCUUUAGUUGGCUCUCUCUUUACACUCCAACACUCCAUUGCUAUUUAUUUCAGAAUUUUUUUUAUAGUUUUGUGAACAUUUUCACUAAUCACCUCACACUCCAGCAGGAUGAUGGAUGUAUAUUAGUUCUCUGUGUUCAGGUCGGCUUAUCAUGUGUUGUAACUCCGUACCUUUCUGUUCACGUCUACUCUCUUUAUCUGACUGUCUGUUCGCCAUCUGUGCUCUUAUUUUUACUCUCUCUCUCUCUCUCUCUCUCUCUCUCUCUCUCUCUCUCUCUCUCUCGCUCACUCUCUCUCUCUCUCUUGCCUUCUCACUCUGAAACCAUGAGAAAGUGCUUUUUGAAAUCUUGUCUGUAUUGCACUGGAGCUUUAGAAUCUACCUACCACAAAAGUUUUAUGUACAUGCACCUUUUUGUUGUUCGUUUUAGUUUUUUACACUUAUUCAGCAUUGCACUUUGUGUUGAUCUCAAUGUGGUUAAAAUCACUAUCAGAUAUACAAGUGAAGUCCAAAUGGAAGAUACUUAGAUUUAUAUAAUAACAGAUGUUUUUUGUAUUCUAUAAUGAAUCUACUAUCUCAAUUAUUGUAAUGUCAUGUAGAAAAACUCUUAAAUCAGACAUAUACAAAUUGUGGAAGUAGAUGAGCCAGUUAGCUUGUGAGACUCAGUCCAGCUCUUAUUAGCCAGUGAUAAGCAGUAGAUGAGUAAAAGCCUACAGUAACUGUGUGGCCAGGCUGAUAAAGCUGUUAAUUUAAGUCCCAUCGUGGCAUACAUUGGUAAAACACCUGAUAACCAGCAGUCAUCUCUCCUUUAAUAGAUGUGGUGAGUUAAAUGCCAUCAGACAUGAGGGUGCAAGAGCUUAAUUACCGUCAGCUCUCAAAGGAGGGGAGGAAGCUUUUAUUUACCUCUGCUCCAGAGAAUGACAGCUCUUUAUCUACGGUAUCCUGUUUCAUAUGUUUAUUUUUUUAAAUCAUAUUUUAGGAAGAACAUUUCCUGUUUUUUUAUAUGUUCCUGUUUUCAAAGUUUAUUCCAUGUUUAUCUGUAGGAUAAUCCGUAGCAAUAACUCCAUUAGUGAAAUAACAAAGUGAAGUCUGCUGCUAGCUUUUCUCCGAAGGUUUACAUUAAAAACUGUCCAGCUGCUCAAAGUUCAUAGAGUUUCUUUUCUCCUUUGCUAAGUUUAACAACUGCCAUUAGAAAUUUCCAAAAUUGCGACUCCCAUGUAUUUUUGCAAAAACUGCAAUACAAUCACAUUGCUUAAAAAUUGCUCUGCUCAGAAUUCUAUAAUUUACAGCUUAUAUCAGUUUAUGUUUAGAUUUGGGCUCAUUUAUUGCCCAAUUUAUCAUUUUGACUCUGACCAAUAAUCAACAGCAGCCAAGGCCCGUGGGUGUUGUAGUAUUUGGAGCCACCCACCACCACAAAACAACAUGAGAGAGUCUUGCUUCAGUUAUAAGCAUUGUAUUAUCUCAGAGAGUCGUGUGUAGAGAGCACUGUAGACUCCCUGCUUUGAAACGUUUGAUGUGCUGAGCAGCAAAGACAGUAAUUUAACCAUUCUCAAAACUAGCAAAGCAGAGGGGAAUGGGAUUAAUUAGUAAAUGAAAAGUAUUUCUGUUAAAAGACAACUUUUCAGCAGAGUAGUGGGUGUGACAUUACUCUUUUGUGUUACUGGUGGCUUUAUUGCUUCAUCUCAGCACAGGUAUUUUGACCACACUUCAACCUUUAGCUGAUUUUACGAGUGAGCAGCCUUUAUUUAUUCAGCUCUUAUUUGAAUACCAGCUUCGAUUUGAGAAUGAAUGGUACUCAGAAAUAUUAUUAUGACAGAGACCUUCUUUUCCCUCCAGACUUGUGUGCAUCUCAUAGUUUUGAUUUACUUAUAAUGUGAAAAGACACAACUUCAGACCUAAACUCAGGUUUGGGUGUUUGUCCCAGUAUGUACUCAAUGGACUACAUUCUUAUUCUAUGUGAUAUAAUUUCAUCUUCUAUUGUAAGUGGACAAAUUCUACUUUAUAUUUAAUGGAAAGAAAAUAAAUAAGAUGUAUUGGAUACUUACUGUUGGCUUGCAAUUGCUAAGAUGUUCAACGUGUUGCAUGAUAAUUACUUCUUUACUUUCUAAAGAUUGUUAUCAUGGAUUGUGGAUACUGGGGAGCUCUUAGCACAAGGUGCUGUCUGCAACACAGUCACAGUACAUCACAGAAAAGAAAGGUCAUCAGAUUAUUUAAUCCUGCAUCCAGUCUCUAGAAUAUAACAGGGGAAAACUUGUUUGAAGAGAUUUUUUCUAUAAAUGUAGUUACUAUAAAACAACAGGAAGAAUCCAUAUGAACUUCAUUUCCAAAGUGUUUGACUUUUUUAGAAUUGAGACUGGAAGCAAGAUUACCCUGUUUCAAAGUAUUGUUUGUUUUACAGUUUCUCUAUGAAUGACUUGUUUAUACCCUAAAACAAGAACACUGUACCUCUGAUUGCCUUUCCACAAGAGUCUCUCCUCAGUAUUCAUUUUACAACCAACUUGUAGGUGAAGGAAAAUGGCUGCGCAGUUCUGUGUUAUUUUUUUUUUCAGUAGCAUAAUUUAUGCAAAUAGUGUUUUAUAAAUGUUGUAAAUUAAUAUAUUAAUAAAUAUAUUGAGUAAAUAAAUGACAAGCAAA
Hippoglossus stenolepis (Pacific halibut) is the source of this 5679-nucleotide messenger RNA. It is a transcript of the gene sh3gl3a, whose product is annotated as SH3-domain GRB2-like 3a. Lineage: Eukaryota; Metazoa; Chordata; Actinopteri; Pleuronectiformes; Pleuronectidae. Gene Ontology annotation, cellular component: glutamatergic synapse; presynapse; cytoplasm. The transcript has 11 exons. The record is from RefSeq and is a predicted model, not a curated record. The coding region runs from base 140 to 1297 and encodes 385 amino acids. Gene Ontology annotation, molecular function: protein binding. Gene Ontology annotation, biological process: synaptic vesicle uncoating; endocytosis.